AUGUCAUCGGCUCAGCACUCCGACGCCACUUGGACGCCAGGCGAUUUUGAACAUCCCAAUCCGGCACUGCGGCGGUCGGUGACCAUCACGCUAUGUUUCGCCUUCAUCCUGUCGACUCUCGCCGUGGUCCUUCGGAUCGUGGCGAGGAAGAUGACCGGCAGUAGACUGCUGUUGGAUGACUAUUUGAUCUUGGUCGCUCUGUUCUUCAAGUACUCCUGCUCCAGCGGAGUGGCUAUCCUUAUGUUCAAUGGCUUGGGAUCCCACAUUACCAUGAUUCCAGCGAAGAAUGCUCUGGUAUACUUGCAAGUCGGAUACUCCAACAACUUCGUAUACACUGGCUGCAUUGCCUUCAUCAAAUUCUCCAUUUUGGCCCUCUACAAACGUUUGUUUGCAAUUCGAUCCAUGAAUCUGGCAGUGAAUGCCAUGUUUGGAUUCGUGUGCCUUUGGGUCGUCGGUGUCUAUGUUGCCGGGGCUCUGAUUUGCAUCCCUGCAAGUAAAUUCUGGGAUCCAACAGUGGAGGGGGCUUGCCUGGACCCUUAUAAGUUCUACUAUGGGAUCCAAGUUCCCAAUAUCCUGUCCGACCUGAUUUUGCUCAUCAUGCCCAUGCACGUCGUGUGGACUCUGCCGAUUCCCAAGUCCCAAAAAGCGCUGCUUUGUGGCGUGUUCCUCGUCGGUGGCUUAACUUUGGUCUUUUCCGUUUUCCGUCUCCAAGCCAUGAUUCGACUGGCUGAUCUCGGUCCUGACAUUACCUACAAUCAAGUUCCCGUGGUUGUAUGGACCUGUGUCGAAGCUGCAGUUGGAAUCACCGCGGCGUGUCUUCCCAAUCUCCGUCCUCUGUUUAAACUGGGACAUCGGAACUUCUGGUCCAAUGUCAGGCCCUCGAGCAACUCAUCUGGAAAUACUCUGGUCGAGCCGGAGACAAUCCGGAGCAAUUUGUCGUCCCAGAAGAAGCCGCUUGGCUCUUAUACUGACGAAGGAAGCGUGGAGGUUGGUCAAUACAAGGAAUACACCAAGUGUGUGAAGGAGUAG
This is a messenger RNA of Penicillium olsonii, 1029 nucleotides long. Lineage: Eukaryota; Fungi; Ascomycota; Eurotiomycetes; Eurotiales; Aspergillaceae. The record is from the annotation of a GenBank genome assembly.